AUAAGUACAUUAAUUUUAAUCAGUUAUAGAGCUCAUUGAACUCAACAACUUUUCUUAGUAGAGUUUUGUCAAGAACUUUUUAAUUAUCAAGUUAAAAAUUGUUAAAGUUAUACCCCAAUUAAGGUUACCCGCCCAUGCAUCCUCAGUUACCCAUGGACACUAAUAGUUAUUAUAAUUAAUAAUUUAUGGUCAAAAACAGUUACUAGGAUACAUAUUUUCCUAAUCUUGUCAAUGUGACAAACAUUUAGAGAGAAUUGAAAAUCCUGCUCCCUAAUGGCGUACGGAAUUUCAACAGCCCAAAUGUGGGUGUUGAACACCUUCCCUCGUGUAACCGACCUCAUCAGUUGAUGGUAUAAGAGAUACAAAAUUUGCUUGUUCGUUUAUUUUUCUAUUAACCCGCUCACAAAAGUUUUGCCUACGUGGUAAGUCUGUUAGUUUCAAUAACUGAACUUUCUGGUCCUGAAAGGGGUACAUUUGUUCUCUGAGUAUCCUCCAAAUACUACUCUCCGAUACAUCACACUAGACAGUGAUACGUGCUAGUGCCCGGUCGAGCUUCGACACUCUUCAAAACAGCCUCUUCAAUAUUAGCAAUUCUAUUACUACGUAACUUACCCCGAUCCUGAGAUGCAGGUUUAAAAGAUCCGUACUCUCGAAAAUGCUGCAACGUUCUUAAAACUGCGCACAUUUGGCAGACGAUUUGGGAGGUUUUCUGAAAAAAUUCCUUGGGCGCGAGUGCCGUUUCCCCGAGCUUCACCGUACGUUAAAACGAUAUCGGUGCAUUCCAGAUUUGAAAACAAAGCCAUUUCAACACAUUUCGUCUAUAAAUUAGAAGUCUGUGCCAAACAAACUUUAAAGAGACAACGUUUAAUAAAAACAUUGACAUAAAAAUGAUUGUCAGUGCCAAAACGGUUGCUACCGUACCUUCUUCAUUGUUGUAGUGUUGCUAUUAUUUAAGUUAUUAUUUAAGGUGAACAUAGACGGCUCGUGAAUAUAUGGGUGGGAAAAUUCGAAAUUCGACUUGAGUUUUCGAAAAAAUGCUAGAUAAAAAAGUUGUUCCGUUUCACGGGUUCUGCUACUGGUUAAAAUUAAUGUACUUAUUUCUGAGACACCCUGUAUAGUACCAAAAUCAAAUCCAUAUCUGUUUGCCAAUCCAGGCUCUGAAAACAAAUGGAUGGCAGGGUAUCACGUUAUUAGAAAAUUAGCAACCGGCUGUGGUGCUACAAACCCAUCUCUUUUAAGUUCCACAAGAUUCAGAAAACAUAUAGCAACCACAUUGCAGCUCAUGACAAUGGACGAAAACGAAAUGGAACAAAUAGCCACCUUCAUGGGGCAUACAAAAAAAACCCACACCGAAUUUUACAGGUUACCCCAAGAUAUUUUUCAAACUGCAAAGGUGGCCAAAGUAUUAAUGUUGUUAGAAAAAGGCAGAGGAAGACAAUUUGUAGGAAAAAGCCUCGAUGAAAUAGAAAUAGACAACGAUAUGUAUUUAAGUUCUGACGACGAAGACUGUUUUCAUAAUACAGCUAGUUUUGAAAAUGUUGAAAGUGAAGAAUUUUCACAGGUUGGGCUGGAAAAUGCAGAAUGCACGGAGAGCACUUCUCAACUUAAUGCUGAACCAGGUCCUUCAAGCAUGGAACCUGCAGUUAAAAAAGGAGGGAAGAAAAUAAAACCAUGUGGCCGCGUUCGUUGGACAGAAACUGAAAAGAAAAUUGUUACAGAUUACUUCAAGCUGCAUAUUCAAAAGAAAAUCACACCAAAAAAACAUGAAUGUGAUGAACUGCUAGCUAAGCAUGCUGAUGUUUUUGUAAACAAGGAUUGGGUGCGCAUUAAAACUUUUGUGUACAAUGUGUUUAGACAAAAGUAAAAAUCUAGUUCUUUAAUAAAA
This is a messenger RNA of Zophobas morio, 1885 nucleotides long. RefSeq lists its product as uncharacterized. The record is from RefSeq and is a predicted model, not a curated record. Bases 1172 to 1864 code for a protein of 230 amino acids. Lineage: Eukaryota; Metazoa; Arthropoda; Insecta; Coleoptera; Tenebrionidae. The transcript has 3 exons.